AAGUCUUAUUUCUAAAACAAAGAAAAAAAUGGCUUCGCCACAUAAAAACUUAAAGAUUGAGGAAAAUGGAUCUCGUUUGAGUAAACUUUUAAUCAAUAAAGGAACCCAAGCCUUAAAAACAACAUUACAAUCUUUAUUAAAGCCAUCAGGUUUAGCUGGUAAACUUAAAGAUCCCUCUACAAAGAAGACGCUAACAUCUCUAAAAGUUAUUAAAGUCAUCAAGAAUGAGCAAUGGGAUCUUCUUUACCCGUCAGUUGGUGAACCUGACAUUGAAAACUUUGACAUCACAUUAUUAACUGUCUUAUUGCGAAAUAUAUGUGGUCUAAAAGCGCCGAAAAGAGGAUGGGAUAAUCUUCCUUCUUCUUCAGAUUCUUCAGACUCAGCAAACAUUGCAAGAAUAAAGUUUUAUCGAAACAAAGUGUAUGGCCACAUAAGCACAACUAGUGUAGAUGAUAGUGAAUUUGAGAACUUGUGGCAGGAAAUUUCAAAAGCAUUGGUUGGUCUGGGUAUUCAACAAACUGAAAUAGAUGAAUUAAAGAAAGCUCCCCUAACUACCGACGAGGCAAAUUAUAUUGAAAUGUUAAAAGAAUGGUAUAAAAAAGAAGAGCAGUUAAUCGAUGUCACUGAAGAAAUCAAACAAGAUGUGAAAGUAUUAAAUAGAAAUGUUGUGGAGAUGGCAACAAAAGUUACGAACAUAAAUGAGGAUGUAGCAGGAGUAAAAAAAAUGUUACAGGACAAAACAUAUUUAGUUGUCGAAAAGCUUGGAAAGUGUAAGUUUGAUGGUCUUAUAAAGAAUCUUAACAAGAAAUACCUUGAAGGCACUAGACAAUGGUUAUUUCAAAAACUCGACACUUGGUUUAACGAUAGAAGUGAAGAUGCUUCUAAUGUCAUGGUUUUGAUUGCCGGUCCAGGCGUUGGUAAAAGUGUGUUUGCUGCUGAGGUGUGUCGACGAUAUUCUGAAAAGAAGAAACUUGCUGCUUGUCAUUUCUGCAGAUAUAAUAUAUCAGAUUAUAGAAAUCCUCGAAUAUUGAUAGAAUCAUUGGCUAGUAGCAUGUGUGAUACAAUAUCAAAUUUUAAAAGUAAACUGAAUGAAGAAUUACAGAGAAAUCAUUCCAAAGAAUCGAUCACCGAUGAAUUCAUUGUUUUAUUAAAUAAUCCAUUGCAUUCAUUGGAAGAUCAUGAACCAAUGCUUUUGGUUAUUGAUGCCUUGGAUGAAAGUCAAGUUGAUGGCAAAAGUGAAUUGUUGGAAUUGAUUGCAAAAGAGUUUGACCUACUGCCUAAAUGGAUUAAAAUCUUCAUCACCAGUCGUCCAGAACUUCCUGUUCAAAAGGAGUUGAAAGACAUGAAUCCUGUGGAAAUUACAACUCAUCCUCGUGAUAUAAACAACGAAAAAGACCUGCACAAGUAUUUGGAACAUCAGUUGAACAAUCGUGUGCAGAGAUAUCGCUACGUUCCAUCGUCAUUGGUUAAAAAAUGUGAGGGAUCAUUUCUUUAUGCGUAUCACGCACAACUGAGCUUAAAGAAAGAAAAUAUUGAGCUUACAGGCGAGAAUAUUGAUCAAUUGGUCCCUAGUGGUUUAAGCGGUGUUUACACAAAGCAAUUCAAAAGAGUAAAAGAUUUAGCGAAAGAAAGUCCCGUAAAUUCUGUUAUCUCAGAAACUACUUUCAUGCAAUUUCUUGAAUUGUUGGCUGCCUGUCGGGAGUUUUUACCAUUAACUUUACUGUUUAGCUAUUUAGGUUUUUCUGCUGACAUCAAGUUUAAAGUCCGCAGUAAAAUCAUUGAAUUGUUAUCUCAAAUUUUGCCAGUUUACGAUUAUUGUUUAACCGUGUAUCACAAAUCUCUAAUUGAUUGGUUAAAAUCAGAUGGUUAUGAACAGCAUGAGUUUACAGUUUAUCCAAAAAAUGGUCAUAAGUUCUUAUGGCAUGCUUGUGAGAAAGUGUUUGAACAAAUCAAGUCGAUGAACAUUUUUAAAGAUCAGAUGAACACUGCUAUGAUUAAAUAUGCUUUGGAGAAUGGAAUUUAUCAUAUGUCAGAAUGUGGCGAAAAUGUUGACUUUAGUUGGGCAGUAGAUGUGAAAGUGGUUUGUGCGAGGUUAAUGUGUGGGAAAGACAUUUACGUGGGUACCAUAAGUUCUGAAUUGUUUGAAAUCAUUGAUGAACGACGUACUUUCUUGAAAAAAGAUGUACUUGAGGAAGUACUAUUUCAUUUGUUUAGGUUAAAGAAAUAUAGGUCAUAUCUGUGUGAUGAUAGCUCAAUUUAUUUACCAAUUAUUGCAAACAGAAUUCAUGGCAGUAACGAAAAAAGAUUAUUGGCAAGGGAUUUAUUGAAACAAGGAAAAUUUACUUGGUUUGAGGAUUUAGACACAACAUAUUUAACAAGCCAUCAUCAUUUGACUGUCUCCUUGCGUGCUAACGUUACAUCUCUUUGUGUGUCGUCCAAUGAAGAACUUCUUGCUGUAGGAUAUGAAAAUGGUCAAAUAUCUAUUUUUGAGCUUCCAGAAUUUACAGAAAGAUGCACUCUAGGCACUGCACUCGAUGAUUCAAGUUUGGAUAAGUGGGAUGAUGUAGUAAAAUUUAUGUCCCUGUAUAAAAACAGUGACUAUUCAACAUUAAUAAAAAGGCGUUUUGUACAAGAAAACAUAUGUUGUUGCUCCUUUUCACCUACCGGAAAUAGACUGGUAACUAGUGAUGGAUCUACUGAAGUAAAGUUGUGGAACGUUAACAAUGGACGUUUGUUAUCAUGUUUACAGUCAGAUGAUGUCGUUAAUCGUUGCUCUUUCUUAGAUUCUGGUUUGUUUAUUACAGCAAGAUAUGAUGGUUUUGAAGAUGUGUUCACUGCAUGGAAUUCAUUAACUUUGCAAAGAAUCGAUCGACGCUGCGUUGUUGAUUACCAAAAACUACAAUGCAUCGAUAAAUAUUCAGAGUUCUAUUUUGCAGAAAUCGUCGAGACUUCGUGUGUUUUUCAAUUCCCAAAGGCAAUCGAUAUAUUUUCAAAUGAAUAUAGAUAUUUACCAUCUUUUAUGACAACACACAAUUAUCGUGAUUGUAUUUUUUAUCAUACAAGCCAGAAUGGAAAGCUUUCUGAAAACACUCAGUUGACAAAAUACAACGAUCAAGGAGAAAUCGAGUUUUGUUUACCAGAUGUUGAGUGUCCAUGUGUUGAUAGGUUUCUUAACGAAGUCCAUCCCAUCUCGUUUAAGGAAUUUUACGUUGUGCCGUAUUUUUCCAAGCUUAAAAUUUUCAAAACUGAUCAUCUUUGGAGACCUUCACUUAUCUUUGAGAAAUUUAAAAUUAAAUGUUGUUGUUUUUCACCGGGUGGAUCUUUUUUGGCUGCUUUUGUUGCCGUUGGUGACCACGUCAACAUUGAUAUUUGGAGCAUUGAACGUUGCACUAUUAUUCAAACUGUACCAAUGCAACUGAAGAAAGCAAAAGGAUGUUGGUGGUCUGAUGGUUUACUGUGGAUAUGGGAUGGUUCUGAUCAUCUUACGAAGAUAUCAACUUCAUCUGAAAUUUUUGUAGAUUCUACUCAAGCAAAGCAUGUUAACAUUGGAUUUAAGCCUAAGAAAAUUUUAACAUUUGGUGAUGUCUUAGUUUGUAAAGACCGUAAAGGUUUUGUUCAAGUUGUAAGAAUUACCAAGGGUGAGAUACAAUACAAAAAAAGACUUCCUGUCGCUAGGUCAAAAUUUAAAGCAGCAGCUGUAUCACCUGAUAAUUCUGUUAUUUUAACUGUAAACAAAACAGAAUACACAUUAUGGAAAUGGGGAAAUGAGAACAAUGAACUUUACUUGGAACCUUGGCAUACUGCAGAAAUACCCGUAACGUCUUUUUAUGAAGAAUUUUUUCAGAAACAUAUAAAUGUUCGUUGUCUUCGAGUCCGUUGCUUUAUAAGUGAUAGUAACCAAGCGGUCAUUCAAUGUGAUAUUAAACUCGGCUAUUACAAAAAGACACUUGGCAUUUAUGUAAUCAAUAUGCUUAAAAACAAUGACGUGAGUGCGAUUUGGCAUUAUAUCCGUGGAUGUUUUUGGUCUAGCACAAUCGUACAUAAAUCAUAUUUCAUUGGUGCUGAAUAUGAUUCUGUUAGGAAAUUGUAUGCUGUAGACUUAAAGAGUGGUGAAAAAAGCAGUUUUUAUGACGAAGAAUAUUAUUUGAAGUCUGUUAUAACUUUUUAAGCUCAAUGUUCCUGAAUGAAUGCACUAACUCAACCUUUUUUUAGUUAUAUUAACCUAUCGUAUUUACUAACAUUACAUAUCACUUAAAACGAACAUAAAAAGUUCUUUAUAUCACAAAAGGACAGUUAUUUAUGGUAUCAACAACGAACUCAAAAAUAUU
Molecule: messenger RNA, 4328 nt
Organism: Xenia sp. Carnegie-2017
Lineage: Eukaryota; Metazoa; Cnidaria; Anthozoa; Malacalcyonacea; Xeniidae
Exons: 2
Coding region: 29-4168 (1379 amino acids)
Molecular function (GO): protein binding
Source: RefSeq, a predicted model, not a curated record